Molecule: messenger RNA, 1915 nt
Organism: Chaetura pelagica (chimney swift)
Lineage: Eukaryota; Metazoa; Chordata; Aves; Apodiformes; Apodidae
Gene: PRDM5
Product: PR domain containing 5
Exons: 15
Coding region: 33-1742 (569 amino acids)
Biological process (GO): regulation of transcription by RNA polymerase II
Molecular function (GO): DNA-binding transcription factor activity; protein binding; RNA polymerase II cis-regulatory region sequence-specific DNA binding
Source: RefSeq, a predicted model, not a curated record
AAAAAUUUGGUCCCUUUGCAGGGGAGAAGCGAAUGCCACAGGAGCUGGAUGAGGACACAGAUUGCAGGCUCAUGUGGGAAGUUCGUGGGAGUAAAGGUGAGGUCCUUUACAUCCUGGAUGCAAGUAAUCCACGCCAUUCCAAUUGGCUGCGUUUUGUCCAUGAGGCUCCAUCACAGGAACAGAAGAAUCUGGCAGCCAUCCAGGAAGGAGAAAAUAUUUUCUAUCUGGCUGUGGAAGAUAUUGAAACAGACACAGAACUUCUGAUCGGGUACUUGGACAGUGACAUGGAAGAAGAGGAGGAGGAGGAGGAGGAAGAAGUAACUGUUAUCCAGGAAGAUGAAGACAGUGGCAACAAUAAAGAUGUGCAACCAGUGGGUGAAAAAACUACAGAUCCCCUCACAUGUAAACAGGACCAUGCGUGCCCAAACUGUGAAUCCAGUUUUGCCAGCCAGGAGAUUCUAGCUGAACAUCUUCAGACUCUGCACCAAAAACCCAGCGAGGAAAAGGAAUUUAAGUGCCGAAACUGUGGAAAGAAAUUCCCUGUUAAACAAGCUCUACAAAGACAUGUACUUCAGUGUACAGAAAAUAUCAGCCCAGGAGACUCUUCAAGAAGUUUUCAGUGCUCUGUUUGCAGUACUUCCUUCAGCUCAGAAUCGAGUUAUGAACAGCACAAGGAGGCAUGCAGAGGGGAUGCAAGAUUCAUAUGCAAGGCAGAUAGCUGUGGGAAGAGGUUCAAGAGUAAGGAUGCCCUGAAAAAACAUAAAGAAAAUGUUCACAGUGGAAAUUCUAGGAAGAAGCUGAUGUGUUCAGUGUGCAGUAAGAAAUGUUCCUCGGCAACAAAUCUCCAAGAGCAUCGAAAGGUCCAUGAGAUCUUUGAGUGUCAGGAAUGUGACAAGAAAUUUAUUUCAGCUAACCAGCUAAAACGCCAUAUGAUCACUCAUUCAGAACAGGUACAGCACAGACAGCAGCACUGCGAGCUUCCCCACAGUGUCUCAUCAAUAUGUCUCAACCCUGUUCUGGAGGAGCCACCUGUUGAGACCCAUUCUGAAGAGAGACCAUUCCAGUGUGAGGAAUGCAAAGCUUUGUUCCGAACCCCAUUCUCUCUACAAAGACAUCUGUUAAUCCAUAACAGUGAGAGGACCUUCAAGUGCGAUCACUGUGAUGCUACUUUCAAAAGAAAGGACACAUUGAAUGUUCAUAUUCAAGUUGUACAUGAUGGGCAUAAGAAAUACAAGUGUGAUCUCUGUGACAAAGCUUUUGUGACACCUUCAGUCCUGAAGAGUCAUAAAAAAACUCACACAGGAGAAAAAGAGAAGAUUUGCCCGUAUUGUGGACAGAAGUUUGCAAGCAAUGGAACACUGAGAGUUCAUAUUCGAAGCCAUACAGGUGAGCGGCCAUACCAGUGUCCUUACUGUGACAAAGCUUUCAGCAAGAAUGAUGGGUUGAAGAUGCAUAUUCGCACCCACACAAGGGAAAAGCCGUACCAGUGUUCAGAGUGUAACAAGGCUUUCAGUCAGAAGCGAGGCCUAGAUGAGCACAUGAGAACCCACACCGGAGAGAAGCCCUUCCAGUGUGAUGUUUGUGAUCUGUCCUUCAGCCUGAAGAAGAUGUUGAUCCGACAUAAGCUGACUCACAACCCCAAUCGACCCAUGGCAGAGUGCCAGCUUUGCCACAAGAAGUUUACAAGAAAUGACUACCUCAAAGUGCACAUGGAGAAUGUCCAUGGGGAAACGGACAGCUAAUUAUGGCAUGUGUGAGAAGAAGGAUCUUGCUUUCCAAAGUGCUUCAUUUGUAUGUGUACAGACUCCAGACUUCUCACCUGUCUAAUAAGCAUAAUCAGGAGAAACAACUGUAAUGUGUUCAUGUGUUAUUUUCCCCACUUUUUAAAAUAUUCCAGUAGGAUAAAAUCUAAAGA